This is a messenger RNA of Enhydra lutris kenyoni (northern sea otter), 8122 nucleotides long. It is a transcript of the gene CIRBP, whose product is annotated as cold inducible RNA binding protein. The record is from RefSeq and is a predicted model, not a curated record. The coding region runs from base 5077 to 5688 and encodes 203 amino acids. Lineage: Eukaryota; Metazoa; Chordata; Mammalia; Carnivora; Mustelidae. Gene Ontology annotation, biological process: positive regulation of mRNA splicing, via spliceosome. The transcript is spliced from 7 exons. Gene Ontology annotation, cellular component: spliceosomal complex. Gene Ontology annotation, molecular function: RNA binding.
UGGAUAAUUGGGGUUGGCUCCACGGUUUUGAAAUGCCAAAGGCUGGGGUCAGGGCCUGACUUGGGGAGGAGCCGGCCUCUGGCAAGGAGCCAUGUGGGGAGACAGGAGUGAGCGGUAUCCCGUUGGGGCCAGCUCCCGCAGCCCCAGCACCAGGCGGGUGCCCUGGGCACAGCCGCCCCCACCAGGCCCAGUGGGACCUGCCUGCCUCUCUAGGCGCCUGGGGAAUGGGAGUUACCAAGCCACAGCCAAGGGUGCUGGGGCCCAACCCAGGAGUCUUGACUCCAGCCCCACCCACGGCUGCCCAGCCCUGGGAGGGCAGGGGACAGGCAGCUUCUGGUGUGACCCGGUGUGGGGGCGGGGCUGCUGUCACCUGGGGCCUUGCCCCUGUGACGGCCCUCCCUCCGGGUCCCUGUCCCUGGCUCGCCACCUCUCCUUCUCCCCUCUAGUUCUGCCCCCUAUCUACUUCCUUUGCUGCCUCUCCUGCAGGCGGCGGGUUGUCCUCUCCUCUGUUGGCCUUCCUCAGGGUCUCCGUCUGUCUCUGUUGGUAUCUGGGUCCCUGUCCCACCGGCUCCUCCCCCACUUCCGCCCCCUCUCCGGAGCGGGGAGCCCUCCAUCACCCCCGGCACACAUUCCAGCCUCCACCCCCGCCCGGCUGCCCUUCCCUGGAGCCAGCUGCUGCUGGAGGGAGUGGGCUAGGGAUGGGUCAGAGGUUGGGGUGCCGGCAGGGGCUGUAGGGGGCACCCCCUCCUCCGGAAUGUGGGCGGGGCUGCCCGCAGGCAGGGCGGGGGGGGCGGUCAGGGCUCUAGACAGCUGGCUGCGAGCAGACCGCCUGCGCCUCCCCCCCCAGACACUGCGCACGGCCCACCUCCCACACACGCCACCCCCCCAACCCGCCCCUCUCGCCCACGCUCUGAAGAAGUGCACCCUCCAACAGUUAGGGGCCCGAUACGGAUUCCCACCUGAGUGCCAGGCUCCUGGCUCUGCAGUACACAGGCCCGCCCCCACACACACACUGCCCCACUCACACUUUGAUGCCACCACAAAGUCCCUCGACGCUAUGAUUUUCAAAACAAUGCCCCCCCCCUUCUCACCCUGGACCAAGACCUCCCUUAAGAAAACCGCAGAAUUGAAAGUCACACCCGGCAGGGCAGGCACUCAGAGCCUCAGAGACUUGUCACCCACAACAGCACCCUCCCAGAACACGGCCCAUUGCUCCAGCCACACACUCCGGCCCACCAUACCCUCCGUGGCUAUAGGCCUGCCAGAGAAGCAGAGAGCUGCUUAUCUGGGUUGGGGACAGGUGGGGUGUGUGCCCUCACUCACUCCAUCCCUGGUGGGACCUGGAAGAAGGGGCAUGAGCAUCAGACCAUUUCCCGUGUGCCUGCGACAGAAGAAAGGGCAGAGAACCCCAAGUGCCUCCUGGGGGGCUCUUGUCCCCAUUCAGCCUCACUGACCCCAGGAAUCCCUGCUGCUGCACCCACGUCUCAGAUGGGCAACUGAGGCCCUGAGAGGGGCCUGGCCACACCAGCCUGCCCAGCAGGGCACCCGGCCCUCACUGACCUUCAAGGAAAAGCAAGACAGCUGUGGGACACCAGCACUUGUGCGGCGGAUGCUUGGGGCAGCCCAGGCCACACGGACACAACUGUCUUCCCUGAGCCCCUGGCGACUGCCACAGGAGGGGGCCACUAUGUCUCCCUCCGGCCACUCCAGUGUUGCCGUGGAGCCACAAGCCCCGGGAAGGGGUCCUUCUGCCCCUCCUUGUACCCAUAGGGAGGCUGUGUGUGGGUGCCAUCUUGAGUGUGGGGCUAAGGUCAAGUGAGUGGAUAGGACACUUGUGGGGGACAGCUCCUCCUACCCGCCAGGGGUCGGGAGGUGUGAACCUCAGCCCCUCCCCAGCCUCAAAAUCCAGCGGGCUGUGGCCCUGGCCCCCACCAAGGCAAGCCUCAGGGUUUUCGUGAGCACACAGAGGGGGUCUUUGUGCUCAAGGUCUGGCGUUUCUCAGACAUCUGGCACAUGUUUGAUGUACUUGUGUGUUUGUCCACCACACACGUGCCUCCGGGAUCCUCUGCAGAAAGGACAGGGUCACCGUCUGGGCCUCUGGGGCAUCUGGAGUACAAAAAAGAGCAAACGUGCAAACCCGAGGGCCGGGAGUGUGACAUCCAGAGGCCUUGCCCUCACACUGGUGGGCCGGCGUGUCUCUGUGGCCCCUCUAGGCCCCACCCCACAGUCUGUGCUCAUGGCCACAAACCAUCCAGUGCCCGGCCCUUGCAACUCGGGUGGGAGCCAGGGUGGGAGCAGGAUGGUGCCAGCCUCGUGUUCCUGGGCCUUCACUCACAGGGGGCUCCACUGGGUGCCUCUGCCCAUCCCCUGUCCUGCACAUUCUCCACUGCGGAGACCCCUUCCUAGGAACAGGAGGGAAACUGACGCCAGGGGCAGCCCCUUCUAGCGCUUCAGGGUGGCAAAGAGCUGAGCUUCCUGUGUUCACGGUCAGCAGCCACCUGGGGCCUCAGAGACAGGGGAGGGUCCACACCUCCUGCAGGUAGGAGCCAGAGCCGGGUGGAGGGGGGGGGGACAGUUUGACUCUGCCGGGCUUCUGGCCUCCUGCAGCCGUCCUCUGCCCUGCAAGACCCUGGCCACUGCUGACACAAAGCACAACGGCCCACCCCAGGGGCAAGAGUCACGCCUCCAACCACGGGGGUGCCCACCUCUCUGUGAGGCCUGCCCGGGAGUCACACACACGCAGGCCUGUCCGUGACUGGUCCCACAUCCGUGUCCCUUAUGCACACGCUCUGGAGUCCAUGUACGCCCCCGUCGUGUCUUGCGCACGGAGCACUGUCCACACACUUCCAUACCUGGGCACACACAGCCCCACUUUUGCAUCCACGCAGGCACGGUGCCCUGCCAUCCUGUCUGUUUACCCACGACUCCCAGCUCACCGGCACACAUGUGCACCACACCUGGCAACGCGCGCACUCAUCCAGUCUCCACUUCCCCCACCCUGGCUCUGGGCCCUGCGGGUUUGGGCCAGGCGGGCCAGCGAGUCUCUGCCAGGACGGUCCCAUUUGUGCGCCCCCGCCGGGAGGCCGCCAGGUGCACUGUCCCGGCCCCCGCCUGGUCGACCGGGAGGGGGCGAUAAUUACGCGGCCCGAGGGUCGUCCUCCCCCCACCCCCCACGCGCCUUUCAUCCCGGCCAACGCCCGUCCGGGACCCAGACGCUCAUUACCGCCUCCCGCCCGGUCAUUAGCCAGGGUCGGGGGAGGACCCGGCGUCCCGAGGCCCGGCCGGGCAGGAAGGCGGAGGGGGCGCCGCGGGAACGAGAUAGACCCGCCCUCGUCUCCAUGGCGACGUCCGCGGGUGGGGAGUCCAGGCGGGGAGCGGCUGGACCGCGGUGGGAGAAGUGGUCCCCGAGGCGGGCGCCCCCUCCGCAGAGGGGCGAUUUGUAGACGCGCCGACGGGGACCUCCCGGCCUAAUCCCCGUCCCGUCGGGCAGGCGGCGAGCACCGCGCGUCCAGGCCGCGAAUAGCAGCCUCUCCCCUGCCCGCGGCUAUUUUGAGACCCAUCCUCCCAGCGUGCUGGCAGAGGCGCGGGGUCAGGCCUUUGGGCGGAACGAAGACCUCGUCCCACGCUGGAGCACGCGGCGGGACCCGGAGCCCCUGGCUGGGGUGACAGCGAGGCCGCAGCGCCGCCUCGUGUCCGUGGGGAGAGCGUGGCGCAGCGGUCGCUACAGCGAGGAAGGUGUGAGAGCCGCCCCCCACCCACGGAAAAGCAGAUGCAGGAAACCACAGGGAUGCAGGCGGGGACGGAGACAGGCCGCACACCUGAGACGCCAGCACGCAGUCCCCGCACAAUGCCCAGAGCGGGCAGAGUUGGCCACAGGUGUCCCCAGGCAUGGGUCCUUUCUGAGAUGGGAACCCAGGACAGUCAUGGGUAUACAUGGAGAUGCAGCAACAGGCUUGUAGUAAAUGUUUAAUAACCGCGUGCUGGUGGAAGGAAGGAAUGAAUGAACAGAGCGCUUCACAAAACCAGGGGAAGGCAGACUCAGAACCGCGGAGCCUUGGGGGCGGGGCCUAGGCCAGGGAAUGAUUCUGGGCCACCAAGGCUGCGGGGACACCAGGUCUGGGCUGGAGCCAGGAGCCCCUGACCUGACUUUGCUAGGGGAGCCCACCAAAAAGGGUGGCAGGCAAGUGUUCCCGAGCUGGGCUGACCUGGCCCCAGCCCACCAGCCCCCCCCCUCCACGCCGGCUGGGAGGCGGAGGGAGCUGAGAGCUGGCGUCUCUUUUUGCUCCUUUUAAUAACCACCCUGCGUGAGAGGCUGACGCAGCAGCGGGCUGCCUCUGACGGGGAGGGCUGUGGCACCAGGCAGCGACGUGUGUGUGGGGGGGGGGGUGGCAAUGAGUCAGGAGUUUCUCUGCAGGAGGGGGCUCCUAAAUGGGGGAGGGGUCCCAGUGAUCUUGUUACGGGAGACCAUGUCCUUGCCUGUGUGCCUUACUUGGUCAGCUAGGCCCGCCUGAGGGUGUCAGCAAGUCUGAGGGGGCCUGGAGCGGGGCUGGAACUUCUCUGUGGUGGGCAACAAAGCGGGGGGGGGGUCCUCUGUUCCCAAGUACUCCAACUCCUCUGCAUGGCGUCUACCCUCUGAAGACUGUCCAGAGCAGGGCGUGGGCAGGCAGGGUUCUGCACUAGUUUUUUCCAUCCCGUGGAGGCGUCCAGGGUCACCAGAGACAACACAAGCCAAAGCCUGCACGGGGGCAAAUGGUGGCCACACAGGGGCUCCCAUAAAGUGGCCUUGGGACUCUCCGAGAGCAAUCUUGCAGGUGAGGGUUCCUGCAAAGCUUGUUCUUCUGAUAGCAGAGGUCUCGGAACCCCCAGACAGGAGAGGAAGAGAGCAUUGCUCACCCCACCACCGAUGAUGAGUCUGUUCAUGUGCGGGCAGGAAGCCGGAACGCAUGCUGGAGGGGAGCCCAAGGGUUGAGACCAAUGUUGGGUGCAGGGCUGGCCCCAGUGAUGGGCUGGGUGCCCAGGAGGGGGUCAGCCAGCCCUCCGGAGCUGCAAUGCACAGAGGCGUCUGUCUAGGCCGCCAUGGCAUCGGACGAAGGCAAGCUUUUCGUCGGCGGGCUCAGCUUCGACACCAACGAGCAGUCGCUGGAGCAGGUCUUCUCCAAGUACGGGCAGAUCUCCGAAGUGGUGGUCGUGAAAGACCGGGAGACCCAGCGGUCGCGAGGGUUUGGUUUUGUCACCUUCGAGAACAUCGACGACGCCAAGGACGCCAUGAUGGCCAUGAACGGGAAGUCCGUGGACGGGAGGCAGAUCCGGGUAGACCAGGCCGGCAAGUCGUCCGACAACCGGUCCCGUGGGUACCGAGGUGGCUCCGCGGGGGGCCGGGGCUUCUUCCGAGGGGGCCGAGGCCGGGGCCGCGGGUUCUCCAGAGGAGGAGGGGACCGAGGCUACGGGGGGAGCCGGUUUGAGUCCAGGAGCGGGGGCUAUGGAGGCUCCAGAGACUACUACAGCAGCCGGAGUCAAGGUGGCGGCUAUGGUGAUCGGAGCUCCGGCGGGUCCUACAGAGACAGCUACGACAGUUACGGUAAGUCCCGCUCCGAGGGCACCACGCUGCGGGGCCUGCGGUGGGAGCUCAGUAAGCCUUGGCGCCCUGUGCAGGCGACACUCAGACUCUGCCACUGUCCUUGCCCGUAAGGGACAAGGCUGCUCUCUGGGUCUCCGUGCCAGCCGCCGUCUCUGCUGCGAAACGUAAAGGCAAAACCAGACUGACUGAGGAGGAAAGGGAGAGUGAGGGCCCCCCCACCCCGAGUGGGCAGCAUCUGUGCAUGUGCGGCCGCCCCGCCCUGCCGCCCUGCACUCAGCCGUGGGGGGGUUGGUGCCUCCCGAGGCGCUGGGCGCUGGGCUGAGCCCUCCAGGUCCGACCCGGGAGUGGAAUGCUGCACCUUGUCGCGCGCUUCAGUGCUUUUACACUGUACCUGCUUCUUGUUCUCAGCUACACACAACGAGUAAAAAUCCUUCCUGCUCAAGAUCGUCCUUCCAAUGGCUGUAUAUUUAAAGAUUUUGGGAGCUUCGCUGAAUCGUUGAUGUGUAGUGAACACACCUCCUUGUACCCCACUUUUGUAGUCUUCUCGGUUCUGAUCUUGUCAAACACAGCCUGACUGCUUCUGACCCCCAGAUGGCCUCAUUGCUAGACCUUUCUUUUUAAGGAAGCGCUGUUCGUUUUUAAGGGUUUUAAAAACGUUUUGAAAAGCACUUCAGAUUUUCCUUUGUCGUUUCUACCAGGAGCCAUAAGUUUUUUAGGAAAUCACUGGGGGUUGUGUUGCCGUUUUUGUUCCUCUUUUUAGCGGGGUCAGGCCCCCGACGUUGGGCGCCCCGGUCUCUUCUCUUAAGAUUGAACGGACUCUGAAUCCGCUUUUUGUCGGAAGCUGAGCACGCUGUGGCUUUUUCCAACUCUGUGUAACGUUUCUGAGUGUCGCAUGGUCGGACCCGUCCUGCGGCAGCCACAGAGGCGCUCCGGCUGCCCUGGGCCUGGCGUGAACGGCCCUUCUGUGCUAUGUAUGACCCAGUAGAUCGCAGACGUCCCUCGAGAGGUUCUUGAAAAUGUUUAUUUAUAUUGUCCUUUUUUACUGGAAGACGUAUGCAUAUCUUAUUGAUGUUGUAUUUGAAGUGGUUAAGGAACUCUUGUACGCAGUUUUCUUUGGCUUCACGAAGCCGAUUAAAAGACCGUCUGAAAUGAACCUUGCUCUGACAAUUUCCCUUUCAUUGCACAACACACUCCCUGCUCCGGGUCGAGGCAGUUGGAUCGGAGCGGGGAGCAGUUUGAGGAGGAGGUCUGCCAGUCCUGCCCGAGGCCCCUGGAGCGCUAGACAGGGAGGGCCAGACGGACAGAUGCUUGCCGGGCCCCGUGGGACGCGGACUGCCUUUGGUCCCGGUGUAGGCAAGGAGGCGGGUGACGGGGAGAGCAGUUUAGCAGGGCCGGUGGACACUCGGGCACGUGACGCCGACCCAGACCGCCUUAGUCCAGAGGCAGGCCAGAGAGCGGGCAGCAGGCAGCGUCCCUGGGCGACCGCAGACUGACCGGCUCGUUAGCUAGCCCUGCUGUUGCUUUACAAGUUCUGAGCUUUCACCGCUAGCCUAUGGAAGCUGCAGCCCCUCGGAGGACAGAAGUGUUGUGCGCCCAACAGAACCCUCUGAGACGCAAGCUGCUCCCUUGGCUAGCUCAUAUGUGGAAGUAGCCCUGUAAUUCGAGGUAACUCCUUUUGCUCGUGUCCGCAUCCCUCCUUGUCGAGAGCUCGUUUGAAAGUAAAGUCAUGUACCUGGGGAAUGGUCCUUUGACGGUUUUUCCUUUUCCUUUUUUUUUUUUUUCCUUUUUUUUUUUUAAUCAAGCUAGCACUAGAGUCAGACCUUGGCCAUUGACCCUUCCCCGCCUGCGGCCAGGCAGUCACGCCUCAGGAAUAGGUUCGAUCCAUAGGCAGGAUUGGAGGCCACCGAACGCCCUGGUUUUUGGAAUUUUUGUUCAUCAAUGGACCGUCUUUUCCAGACCUCCUUACUCAGGCUCCUAACUAGCUUUCUCUGAUGUCUGUUGCCGCCACGAGUUUUUCCCAGAGCCCACGCUCUUCUCUAAGCAGCUCCGUCCCCGUUGGGUAGCUGGCUCUGCUGAGGGGUGGAACGUGGCCUGGCCCAUCGGAAAGGCGCAGGCCCAUCCUGGGCACGCCAGCCUGUGACCGGGCCGCUUCCGGGAUGCCCCCGAUGACUAGGUUGAGACCCUCCUAGGAGCUGUGGAUGGUUUCGGGGGAAGGGAGACGGGGCAAAUGCGAGCCGUAGUGGGGACACUGGGCGUAACGCUUCUUUGCUUUGGCAGGUUGAAAGGAAGCCAGUAUGACUUGGAAGGGUGGCCAGAGAGCAGCGAUGACCUGGGGUCAAUGUCCCAGGAGGGCCGUCACCUGGAAGCAAGAGCCAGAGGCACGGCUGCUUACCUCCGACCAUGUACCUCAGGUGCAUCCCUGGGGAGGCUGAGGGGCUGGGUUCACGUGGCCGGGAGGACCAGCCCUGUGCCAGUACUCUCCCUCGACGGGAGCGGGACCUGGACGUUGGAUUUGAAUAAAGGCCUGGUGUGUCCACACGGAAA